Messenger RNA from Spirodela intermedia, 2998 nucleotides. NCBI's taxonomy places the organism in Eukaryota, Viridiplantae, Streptophyta, Magnoliopsida, Alismatales, Araceae. The record is from the annotation of a GenBank genome assembly.
AUGGGUGGAGCAUGGGAUGGCAGCCGGCGGCGAAGGGCGUCGGGAGGUGUGCCCGUGUCAAUGGCGCUGUUCGGCUCCUGCUGUUGCUGCUGCCUUGUCUUAGCUCAAGUCGUCAGCGCAGAGAGGCCCCUCCGGUCAUUGGGAGAUUCCGCGGUGGCCGACGUUGUCAGGGAGGAGGUGGCGGUAGAGUCGUUCAUCACCCGCUUCGUCGAACCCUUGCUUCGCCUGUAUACUCAUGUUUGGCCGGUGAGGGCCCUCUCUCUCUCUCUCUCUCGCUCGCUCGCUCUGUGUACGGUUUCUCCGGGAUCUGCCUCUGAACCGAAGAGGUUAAACAGGACAUGGAGCUAGGUUGGAAGCUGGUGCUUGGCUCGCUCAUCGGCUUCCUAGGUGCUGCCUUGGGGAGCAUUGGUGGAGUCGGCGGCGGCGGGAUCUUCGUUCCAAUGUUCACACUCAUCAUUGGUUUCGACCCUAAGACGUCUACAGCACUCUCCAAAUGUACGAUUGUGGGAUCUUCGUUCUUCAUAAUCUCGCUUCGCGAGUGUUCUUUGUCUAAAGGUCUUCUUCCACAUUGGUAUGAAUUUUGCAGGUAUGAUCAUGGGGGCGGCGUGUUCCACUGUUUACUAUAACCUUAGGAUGCGGCACCCGACUCUAAAUCUGCCAGUGAUAGACUACGAUCUUGCCCUGCUCUUCCAACCCAUGCUCAUGCUGGGCAUCAGCAUCGGCGUCACCUUCAACGUUAUUUUCCCUGAUUGGGCCGUCACCGUCCUCCUCAUCAUCCUCUUCCUCGGUAAGUUCUUCCUUCAUAAUUCCCCAAUUCUUAUUUAGUUCUUACCAUUCAAUAAAACGAGAAGAAAGCGGAUCCUGAAAUUCAAUUGAUGAAUAAAAUGCUUUAGAGAAGAUCUGUACGUUUUCUCUGUUUAUAAUCCAUUGGAAAAUGCUAGGUACUUCAACGAGGGCAUUCUUCAAAGGCAUAGAGACCUGGAAGAAGGAGACCAUAAUGAAGAAGGCGAGGCCUCCACGCCUCUCCCUCACUCCCCUUCCUAUACUCUGGCUUGUCCUUGUCUGUUUUAUUUACUGGGUUUUAUUUCUUUGUGCGAACAGGAAGCGGCUCGUCUGUUGGAAGCAUCCCCGCAACCCAGUGGUAGAUCCCUCAGACCGGCGUAAUCUCUAAGAUUACUCCCUAGAUUAUCCUGCUUGAUUUUCCUUACAAAAAUUCCUAUUUGAUUUCUUCAUUUCAGACAGCCCUGCUCUGGGUUAUAGAUCUCUCUCGGGCGGCCCGAAUGCUAACAUGCAGAUGAAGUCCCAAUCAGAUGACAAGGUGGAUCUAAAAAAGUUUACCUGAACUCUUCGGUGAUUGUAUGGAGGAAAUGAUCUUUGCUUUGUCUUCUAGGCGUCCUUUGUGGAGAAUGUUCGAUGGAAAGAUUUCACACUGCUGCUGUUUGUGUGGGUCGCGUUCCUUGCGGUGCAGAUAGUUAAGGUGACAAUCAUUCGUGAGGAUUCACCGACUGUUAGAAACCUAAUUUGGUAUUCUUUCAUCGGAGCUGAAACACUUAAAAUAUACGGAUAUGCUUCUCGUCUUUAAUUGCUAACAGAUUAACAUGUAUGACCCAAUUAAUUUAUUUUAUGUCACAUCAGUGUGUGGUCAUAUUAUUCGACUGCACUACUUACUUUUAUUGUGUUUUAUGCAAAAAAUCUGGAGGUCAACUUUUAUGCUGAAGGAUGUGAAAAACCUUUUCUUUGAAAGAUUCAUUUACAUUAUACGAUCAAAUGUGUAUAGACUGUUAUUUAUCUUUAACACAACUGAAACACGGCUAUAGAAAUUAUUUUCUCUGGAAUCACCGUUUAUGCUUCCGCACAAUGUUAAGUUGCAUCAUUAUGAGUUAAACUAAUAUGUGCAGACAUUUGCCAAGACCUGCUCCACGGAAUACUGGAUUCUGAACGCACUUCAGGUUCGAAAGACACCCGCCUAUCUGUCAGUCAUGUAAAUCAGAAGGAUAUCAUCUAAAGAGAAUUGAUCCUACAGUCAAAAUGAGAUCACCCACAUCAUUUGUUGGCUAUCCGAGCAUUCCAUUAUUAGUUUGGGAUGGUAGUACUCACCGGAGGUCCAUUAAUUUUUCCCUACACAAAGGUACCGAUCGCCGCUGCUGUGACUCUCUACGAGGCCAUCAGCUUGUACAACGGGAAGAGGACCAUCUUGUCAAGGGGAAAGCUAGACAUGAGUUGGAAAGUACAUCAGUUCUUCCUCUAUUGCUUCUGUGGAAUACUGGCUGGAAUCGUGGGAGGCCUGCUUGGUCUUGGGGGAGGAUUCAUCUUGGGGCCUCUCUUCCUUGAGCUCGGUGUCCCCCCUCAGGUGAUGUCCCUUCCAAUCUCUUAAACAUGAAACACUAGACAUUUCAAAAUUUUCGCACCAGACUUACUCAAAUGGCUCCGUAUUAUUCACCGAAACAUGAGUCAGACCAACUGGAUGCUCAAUACUGAAAAUCCUGGAUGUUCUUCCGCCACAGGUUGCAAGUGCGACUUCAACAUUUGCCAUGGCAUUCUCAUCUUCCAUGUCUGUGAUUCAAUACUACCUGCUGGAUCGCUUCCCUUUACCAUAUGGUAAGAUCCUAAACACCCCUCCCAACCACGGAAAGCACCAAAAACUGUAUUCUAGAGACCCCAGAUUGAGUCCAACACAAACACCCGUCUCUGCUGCAGCCGCCUACUUCAUGUUCUUGGCCACGCUCGCCGCCUUCACCGGCCAGCACAUCGUACGGAAGCUGAUCAUGUUGCUGGGCAGAGCGUCACUGAUAAUCUUCGUCCUCUCGUUGAUCAUCUUCGUUAGCGCCAUCAGCUUAGGUGAAUAUAACUCGGUUUAUGACGUUCUUCGCCAUUUUCGCUCCUAGUUCGUGCCGGAGCUCUAAUUAUGUCCGACGCAGGUGGAGUGGGCAUAGCGAACAUGAUCAAGAAGCUGGAGAGGGAUGAGUACAUGGGUUUCGAGAAUCUAUGCUACCACUAG